Neohortaea acidophila is the source of this 795-nucleotide messenger RNA. Its product is annotated as Maf-like protein-domain-containing protein. The transcript is spliced from 2 exons. NCBI's taxonomy places the organism in Eukaryota, Fungi, Ascomycota, Dothideomycetes, Mycosphaerellales, Teratosphaeriaceae. Gene Ontology annotation, molecular function: nucleoside triphosphate diphosphatase activity. The record is from RefSeq and is a predicted model, not a curated record. The coding region runs from base 1 to 795 and encodes 264 amino acids.
AUGGACGAAAAGACGCCGUUGGAGCCGCCUCCAUCCUACGACAAUGCAUCCCAAGUCACUCCCACCAAACCCGCGCAAGCAGGUUCAACAGCACCGCCGCGUCCACGCCCACUCGACCUCCCCGCGCUAAACAUGAUCCGAGGAAAGAGAGUAAUCCUCGCCUCCGCAUCCCCUCGACGGCGCCAACUUCUUGCGCAGAUCGGCCUGACCGACCUCGAAAUCGUCGCCUCCACCGUCCCCGAAGACAAAAGCAAAUCCCUCGCGCCCUUCGAAUACGUACUCGAAACGGCGCAGCAGAAGGCGCUCAACGUCUACGAAGCGACCAUCGACUCCCCCAAAGGCGAGCCCGCGCUCGUCAUCGCCGCCGACACCGUCGUCAGCACCGAGCUCGGCCAGAUUCUCGAGAAGCCGCGGAGCGAGAAGGAGCAUGUCGCCAUGCUGAAGAUGCUGCGCGACGAGGGUUGGCAUAAGGUGUACACGGCGGUGGUGUGCAUGGCGCCGCUGGAGAGUGCCAUGGAUCCCGGGUAUACCAUGGAGUCGCAUGUGGAAGAGACGUCGGUGAAGUUCGAUUCGAAUGUGACGGAUGAGUUGAUUGUGUCGUAUGUGCGGACAAGGGAGGGCGUCGACAAGGCGGGGGGCUAUGGGAUUCAGGGCAUUGGGUCGAUUUUGGUGGAGAGCAUCAAGGGAACGUUUGACAAUGUGGUUGGAUUACCGUUGAGGGCUACGCUGCAGUUGAUUGAGAAGGUGAUUGUGGAGCCUGCUGUUCCUGAUGCUGUUGACGAUGUCGGCUAUUAG